AUGGACAAAAGGGGAAGCCCAGCGCGGACCAAAGGGGCGGACCAGUCCCGGACGACUCCGCCUCCUCUGUCUGUUUCUCGGUCUCCUCGUCUUCUCCGAGGUGUCUCCGUCGUCUCCGGCAAGGCACACGGCGGGUUCAUGAUCAGGAGGAUGGAUAAUCUUGCUGUUCGGUUUCACUUUGGUGGGUCAUUUCUCAAUACCGGUGGGCAGUUGCAAUAUGUUGGAGGGAGUACAGGGAUGUCCGAAGUUAAGUUGGACAAGAUAUCUUAUCCAGAGAUCAAGGGUCAUCUUGCUGAUCAUGUGACCCACUCGAGCUGCUACAGGUUGCAUUGGUUGAAGCCUGGUUGCCAAUUGUCAGAUGGCCUUUUGUUACUUACUGAUGAUGCAUCAUGCCAAUGGAUGGCUGAUAACAUGACUGAUGGAGGUGCUGCAGACAUAUAUGUCGAGGAAGUCUAUGGUAUGCAGUGUGUUGAGCAGAGUCCUGAGAAAAAGGAUAAGGAUUGGAGGAGUUUUAUGCAGUUCUAUAGAUCCCCACCUAAGAUUUCACAAGACUACAAUGAGGCUGAAUGCUAUAUGAGUGGUAGAAGCGAAUAUGAGCAGAGCUAUGUUGAUGGUUCUGCUGAUGACGAGGUAGAUGAUGCUGAUGGCAAUGCUCAUGAAGACAGCAGUGACAAUGACACAUCAGAUGAAGAGUACAAGCAGCCACCAGAAGAUGACAGUUCUGCUGAUGAUGAAGAAGGCCAACAGUUCAAGAAAUUUGCAAAAGAGAUUAAGCGCAAUAUAAAGGCUAAGAAGCUUGGAGUCCAUGGGAGCCAGCUUGGAGAAAUCAGGCUUGAAGAUGUUGUGGCCGAAGUGCCAAACUUAGAUGAUCCUGGUAGCCCAUGCUACGACUCUAGUGAUGCCUAUUCCUAUGAAGAAGACAGUGAUGGAGAGACACAAAGGUGGAAGAGCAUAGAGAACCGAUAUGACAGCAAGGCUGCAGUUCCUAUCUUCACACUUGGAAUGGCCUUUAGGAGCAGUAGGCAAUUCAAGAAGGCAGUGGUGAAAUAUGGCAUAGCAACUCACAAGCACAUCAAGUUUGUAAAGGAUGAGAAGAAAAAGGUGAGGGCUAUGUGUACUUGGAAAGGUUGCAAGUGGCUGAUAUAUGGUUCCAUCACCAGCAGGUCUGAGUGGUUCAAAGUUGUUACCUUUGUUGAUGAACAUACUUGCCCACCAAGGAGAGACAACAAGUUGGUCACAUCAAACGUGAUUGCAAAACAUUAUUACAGUGAAAUCAAAGAUAAUCCCACCUGGAAGGUUGGCCUUAUCAAGAAAGCAGUGCUUAAAGACCUGCUUGCAGAUGUGUCCAUUGCCAAGUGCAAGAGAGCAAAAUCAUUAGUUCUAAAGGCUGCUCUAGAUUCCAUGAAGGGUGAGUACACUAGGGUUUAUGACUAUCAGGCCGAGCUUCUUAGGAGCAAUCCUGGCUCAACAGUUGUGGUCUGUUUAGACCCUGAAAUUGAGGACAGGCAUGUCUUUGAAAGGUUCUAUAUUUGCUUUGAUGCUCUGAAAAAAGGAUUCAAAGCUGGAUGUAGAAGGGUAAUAGGAUUGGAUGGGUGUUGGUUCAAAGGUGCCAACAAUGGGCAGUUGCUCUGUGCAAUAGGUAGAGAUGGUAAUAAUCAAAUGUACCCUGUUGCUUGGGCUGCUAUGGCAACUGAAACAUAUGAAUCCUGGUACUGGUUUCUAGGGCUGCUACAGAAAGAUCUCGACAUCUGCAAUGGAGGGGAAGAUUGGGUGGUAAUAUCUGACCAACAAAAGGGCUUGCUAAAGGCAGUGAGUGAACUGGUUCCUAAUGCUGAACACAGGAUGUGUGCAAGGCAUAUAUAUGCAAAUUGGAGGAAGAUACAUACAGAUAAGGAGUUGCAAAAGAAAUGGUGGGGUUGUGCUAAGGCACCUAAUAGAAUACUUUUCAAUUACAAUAGGGCCCGCCUAGCUCAAGAUACACCACAAGGGGCUCAGGAUAUGAUGAAGACUAGCCCUGAGCACUGGAGCAGAGCAUUCUUCAGGUUGGGAUCCAAUUGUGACUCCGUGGACAAUAAUCUGUGUGAGAGCUUCAACAACUACAUCAUGGAUGCAAGAUUCUUUCCUGUUAUUUCCAUGAAUGAAGCAAUUAGGAAGAAGUUAAUGGUGAGGAUUCAAGAGAACAGAGCAAGGGCAGAGAAGUGGACAGGGACAAUUUGCCCUAACAUUUUCAAGAAGCUGAAGGUCAACAUCAUAAGGUCAGGCAAAUGUGAUGUGCUGUGGAAUUGA
Messenger RNA from Panicum virgatum (switchgrass), 2286 nucleotides. RefSeq lists its product as uncharacterized. NCBI's taxonomy places the organism in Eukaryota, Viridiplantae, Streptophyta, Magnoliopsida, Poales, Poaceae. The record is from RefSeq and is a predicted model, not a curated record. The transcript has 3 exons. Bases 1 to 2286 code for a protein of 761 amino acids.